CCAAAUCCUGCAUUUCCCGCCAUAAAAACCCACCAUUAACGAAAAAGCUUCUCCAAGAAACAGAGCAAAUUUAGAGUCAGCAAAAAACAGAAAAUGGGGAAAGAGAAGCAGUUUUGGCUGCUGAAGACAGAGGUAGGAGAGUGGUCAUGGGAUGACCAAGCAGCCAACGGAGGCUUAUCAAACUGGGACGGAGUGAAGAACAAACAAGCCCAGAAGAACCUCAAGUCCAUGCGCCUCGGCGACCUCUGCUUCUUCUACCACUCCGGUCCCAAAGCCCGCCGCAUCGUCGGCGUAGUCUCCGUCGUCCGAGAAUGGUACGAAGACGGUGGUGGUGGUGCGGUGGAUGUGAGGGCGGUGGGGGAGAUGAAGAGGUCGGUGGACCUGAAGGAGUUGAAAGGAGAUGAUGGGUUGAAGGGUUUUGGUCUGUUCAGGCAGCCCAGAUUGUCGGUUGUGCCGGUUCCGAAUGAUAUGUGGGAUCGGAUUUGUGAAUUGGGUGGUGGGUUUGGAGAGUCUGAUGAUGAGGAGGAUGAUGGAGGUGAUGAAGAUGAGAGUUAGACGACUGGUCUGCUUUGUUUGUAAAAUGCUUACCAGGUGUUUGUGUUUUUGUCUCAGAAAGAAAUGCUAAUCUACAGAUUGCCUUUUUUGGGGAUUUUAGUACUAUGUAUGGGGCAUAUAUAUGUGCAUUACUAAUGGGUACUUGUUUUGUAUAAAUCCUGGAUCUUUUACUUGGGUUUAGUGAGGAUUGAUGGUGGUGGUGGUGAAGAUUAGGGAUUGGUGGCCUUUUGGUUUUGUUGUAAGUGCUCAACAGUUGCUUGUGUUUUUGUUGCACAGAGACAUUUACUAAUCUAUAGAGAGUCCUGGGGAUUUUCUCUACAUGAGUACGGUUUUGUACAUGAUGAGGGCCUCUUUCUAUUAGUUAAAUUUUGCAUCUGAUAUUUGCAAGA
Camellia sinensis is the source of this 944-nucleotide messenger RNA. RefSeq names its product thymocyte nuclear-like protein. The record is from RefSeq and is a predicted model, not a curated record. Gene Ontology annotation, cellular component: nucleus. NCBI's taxonomy places the organism in Eukaryota, Viridiplantae, Streptophyta, Magnoliopsida, Ericales, Theaceae.